UCAUCACGACGCGCCCGCCCGCUAGCUACGCAGUUGUUUGUUUUAUCGGAUUUGUUGGAAUUUUCCACUGCGGAGUUUAAUAAGACUAAAGCUGAAUAAAUCGGUUGUAAGGUUAGAGCAGCAGGGGCAUGUAGAGCAUAGAAUCAGACCGAGUUCUCGCUCAUCUAUAUCAUACCGCAGUUCGGCAAAGUGGAACAGUUAGUUAGUUAGUUAGUUUGGAGAUCUUUGAGGAGCGGAUGGCGCUAGCAGCAGGCUAACUGUUAGCAUCACAAGAUUACCUGUAGUGUGUUUUGUUGUAUAAUAUUUGUUUGAUUUGUGACGCCCUGAUGGAGUACCCCGGGGGAGGAGGAGGGGGGAUUCUGAGCGGCGGUAAUGUCCCGGCCUUCCUCACCAAACUGUGGACGCUGGUGGAGGACCCGGACACCGAUCCGCUCAUCUGCUGGAGCCCGAGUGGAACCAGCUUCCAUGUGUUCGACCAGGGUCGCUUCUCUAAAGAAGUUCUGCCAAAGUUCUUCAAACACAACAACAUGGCCAGUUUCAUCAGACAGCUCAACAUGUAUGGUUUCCGUAAGGUGGUUCACAUUGAGCAGGGAGGUUUGGUGAAACCAGAGAGAGAUGACACAGAGUUUCAGCACCCGUUCUUCGUCCGAGGACAGGAACACCUGCUGGAGAACAUCAAACGCAAAGUCACCAACGUGCCGUCUGUGCGGCAGGAUGAAAUGAAGAUGUCUGCAGAAGAAGUCAACAAGAUCCUGAACGACGUUCAGAUGAUAAAGGGAAAACAGGAAACCAUCGACUCCAGGAUCAUCACCAUGAGACAUGAGAAUGAGGCUCUGUGGAGAGAAGUGGCCAGUUUGAGACAGAAACACGUUCAGCAACAGAAAGUCGUCAAUAAGCUGAUCCAGUUCCUGGUGUCCCUGGUCCAGUCCAACAGGAUCCUGGGAGUCAAGAGGAAGAUUCCUCUGAUGCUGAAUGACUCAAGCUCCGCCCACUCCAUGCCUAAAUACAGUCGGCCAUUCUCAUUGGAGGCUGCAGCCACUCUCUUCUCAGCUGACAGCCCGGUGACUUCUGGACCAAUCAUCUCUGACAUCACAGAGGUGGCCACGCCCAUGGCCGAGGAUGUGGUCAGUGAUUGGACGGAAGCAGGCGAGAGCCAAUCAGUCAGUGUCAAAAAGGAGCCAUCCAGUCCUGAUGUGGAGGUGUGCCCUGUUAUGGAAGGUGGAGCUUUGCCUGUGGACACGCCCCUCUCCCCCACCACCUUCAUCAACUCCAUCCUGCAGGAUGAGACGCAGCUGACCCCAAACACCUCCACCAGCAAUCCUACGACAUCCAAUCCUGUUGUUGUGAUGAGCUCUGCCUCCACUGAGCCCCUCCCACCAGCCCCAGCCAACCAAUCACCUGCCUCCGUCCCCAUCCCAAAUGCUGCCCCCAGCUCUGCCAAACCUCAGCAGAGAUGUCAGACCGUCGCCUGUAUUGACAAACCCCACCUCCCUCCCUCUGCAGGUGGACUCUCACCUGACGUUGGGCUCUUCUUAUCGACACCACCUGACAAGUUUGAACUGUCGGAUCAUGUGGAAAGCAUCGACAACAGUCUGGAAAACCUGCAGAGCAUCCUGAACUCACAAACCUUCACCUUCGACACCGCCCCGCUCAUGGAGUUUUUCAGCUCGUCCUGUCCCUCUGGAGACUUUGACAUUGACAGUUUGGACACGCUGCUGUCUGAUGAAGUUCCUAAAGGAAGUGAUGACACCAACCACACAGGGAAACAGCUGGUGCACUACACAGCCACACCUGUCCUGAUGUCCGAACCAGUCAGCGUGGGAGAGGGCAGGGCCGACCUGCCGUCCCUGCUGGAGCUGGAGGAGGAGCCUUUCUUCAGCACUGACUCGCCCACUGAUGACCCUGCCUCUGCUGCCACCCUGCUGAGCCACGCCCCCCCAGACUCUGGCCUCUGACAUGAUGUGGAGAAGGAGGGGUGUCCAGUGUGAUUUUCCAGUCACCAUAGCAACAGGACAGUCUGAGUGCUGACUCAGCAGCAACAGCAAUAGAGAAAAUCAAUCGAUCAGCUGUAGAUCAAUCAGUAGGUCAGAAGUCAUGUUUUUAUUAUGCAGAUGUUAUUGAUCAAUAUUAACCAGUUUAUAUACCUGUGUCUUCUUCUACUCUUUUUAUUUUAGCCUUUGUUUGUUCUUCUUUGCUGCUUUAUUUAAAUUGUUUGUGUGACAGUUCUCAGAGAACCAGGGUUACUUCCGUACUCAGUCCAAUCAGAGGUGGACUGGAGGAUCACGCGAACCAGGUGCUCUCUUUGUGCUGCAUGUUGAUUCUUUGUGUUCAGGUGUAAAAUAUAGAAAAUGAAAAGAAUAUUUUUGGAAAUGUUUAUUAUGAAUGACUCAUGACGCCUGUUACCACGGAGACGACCUGGAAGCAAACGGAGGUGCAUUGAUCUGAUAUCUGUUAGGUCAGUUUGGUCCACAUUAAAAACAGUUUGUUUCUCAGUGUGUGAGUUUUUCCUCAUGUUCCACAGCUCAUUCAUUCACACCACACUGUGCAGGAAGCUCUGGGUGUUAGCCGAAUGUUAGCAGAACGUUAGCCGAGCGUUAGCCACAGGUGAAAUAGCAGCAGGCUGAGGACAAGCGCUUGACUUCAGCAGAUUUGAAACCUCAUCAUUUGAUCAGAAUUGAAGAUAUGGAUGGUGUACGAUCAAAAGAAGAUUUUAUAUAAAAAUUGCAUACUAAUGGUUUUACAGCCUCUGGAUUUAUAUAAACGAGUCAGUGUUCUGUCUGAGAAGUUUGGUAUUUACAUGUAAAAUCUGGAUUUAUUAAAUUUAGCUAAUAAAAUGAACAGAUUAGAA
Scatophagus argus is the source of this 2848-nucleotide messenger RNA. It is a transcript of the gene hsf1, whose product is annotated as heat shock transcription factor 1. Gene Ontology annotation, molecular function: DNA-binding transcription factor activity; sequence-specific DNA binding. Gene Ontology annotation, biological process: regulation of DNA-templated transcription. The record is from RefSeq and is a predicted model, not a curated record. The transcript has 15 exons. NCBI's taxonomy places the organism in Eukaryota, Metazoa, Chordata, Actinopteri, Scatophagidae. Bases 327 to 1955 code for a protein of 542 amino acids.